This is a messenger RNA of Triticum dicoccoides, 3167 nucleotides long. Its product is annotated as filaggrin-like. The transcript has 19 exons. Gene Ontology annotation, cellular component: nucleoplasm; nucleolus; ASAP complex. Gene Ontology annotation, molecular function: mRNA binding. Bases 150 to 2741 code for a protein of 863 amino acids. The record is from RefSeq and is a predicted model, not a curated record. Lineage: Eukaryota; Viridiplantae; Streptophyta; Magnoliopsida; Poales; Poaceae. Gene Ontology annotation, biological process: mRNA splicing, via spliceosome.
UGCCACCAUUUCUCUCUCACCGUCUGCCUCCUUCCUCGCGUGCGUGCGGUCCCCGGUCCCUGUACGUCCUGCCCUAGCCACCUCCACCACUCCAGCACAGGUCGCGCCGGCGGCGGCGGUGGCGUUGCACUAUCCUGGUGCCACGAGCAAUGGUGAGGAGCCGCUCUCCCAAGGGCGGAGAUGACGGCAGGCGACGAAGCACUCCUAGGAGAAGUUCUGAUGAGCAAGGAGGAAGGAAGGAAAAAGGUCCUAUAAGCCUCUUGGUGCGUAACAUCCCUCAUAACUGCAGAAUUUCCUGCAGAUAUGAAGAUCUUCGAGUUCCUUUUGCAAAGUUUGGUCCUGUUCGGGAUAUUUACAUGCCAAAAGAUUACUACAGUGGGGAGCCAAAAGGGUUUGCUUUUAUUGAGUUUUUUGACUCCCAUGAUGCUUCGGAGGCGCAAUAUCACAUGAACCGUAAGCUGUUUUGUGGACGUGAAAUUAAAGUUGAGCCUGCCACGGAUAAACGGAAAAGGCCUGAAGACAUGCGUAGACGAACUGGAGUAAGAGUUCAUUCUGGUUCUAAAGGGCGCGAUCUUUCUAGCCAUGGACGGUCUCGUUCUCGUUCACACUCCCGUUCUCCUCGCCAAGGUGGUCGUGAUAGAUCACGGUCACAUUCUCCUGCACCAAGAAGGCGUGGUGACUACUCUGCUUCACCAAAGAGAAAGGAAGAGUGCCAGGCAAAAUCGUCAGGACAAUCAAAAGAACAUGACAACGAUAAGAAGCUGGGAUCCUGUACUCCUGGUGGUAGAAGUGAACGUCAUGACACUGAUAAUUAUUCCAAUGAGAGGCGGGCAACACCUGACUAUUCUGCUGCACCAAAGAGAAAAGAAGCGUGCCAGACAAAAUCACCAAGGCAGGCAAAUGAACAUGAUGAGGACAAGAACCGUAUAUCUUUUAGUCCUGAUAGAAACAACUGCCGUGAUGCUGACAAUGGCCACAAUGAGCGAGAUGACUACUUUACUUCAUCAAAGAGAAAGGGAGAACGCCUGUCAAAAUCACUAAGAUUGUCCAAAGAACAUGAUAAGGAUAAGAAGCGGAGAUCCUAUAGUCGUGAUGAUCGAAGUGACUGCCGUGAUGCUGAUAAUAGUUUCAAAGAGAGGCGGGCAACAACUGAUGGUGGUAAGAGAUCCUGUCCCCGCCAGAGGUCACCCAGACCAUCCUCUGGAUCACACUCAAGAAGGCGAGAUGCCUACUCUGCUUCCCCAAAGGGAAAAGAAGAGCAUCGGGAACAAUCACCAAGACAGUCAAAAGAACAUGAUAAACAUAGGAAGCGGAGAUCCAAUACUCCUGAUGAUAGAAAUGACUGCCAUGGUGCUGAUCAUAGUCACAACGAAAUGCAAGGUGACUGCUCUACUUCACCAAGGAUUAAGGAAGAGCGCCAGGCAAAAUCAUCAAGAGAGUCAGAAGAAUAUAACAAGGAUACAAAGGGUGCCCCUCAUGAUAGAAAUGACCGCCAUGAUGCAGUUAAUGGUUCCAGAGAUAGCAAUUUGCAUGUCGACAGGAAGCCGGUAACACCUGACGAUGAGGGAUCCCAUGCCUGCUGGAGGUCACCCAGACCAUCUUCUGGAUCAUGCUCAAGAAAGCGAGAUGACUGUUCUGCUUCCCCAAAUAAAAAGGAAGAGCGCCGGGCAAAAUCACCAAAACAAUCCAUUGAAUACAAGGAUGAAAAGAGGAGGUCAUGUACUGCUGAUGAUAUGAAUGGCCGACAUAAUGCUGUUAAUGGUUACAAGAAAAGGCGAGAUGGCUACUCUGCUUCCCCAAAGAUAAAGGAGGAGUGCAGGGCAGAAUCACCACGACCGACAAAAGAACGUGAGGAUAAUGGUGGCAUUGACCGUACUGAUGCUGACAAUGGCUACAAUGAGAGGCGUGCAGGACCUGACUCUGCUUCACAGAAGAGAAUGGAAAAGCCUCCCCAAGCAAAAUCACAAAGCCAGUCAAAAGAAUAUGAUAACGGUAAGGAGAACAGAUCCUAUACCCAUGAUGAUGGAAAGGAGUGCCGCAAUGCUGAUAAUGGUUCCAAAGUGCGAAAGGACUACUCAGCUGCUGGAAAGAGAAAGGAAGAGCGCCAGGCAAGUUUACCAAGACAAUCAAAGGAACAUGAUGAACAUAAGAAGAGGGGAUCCUAUACUCGUGAUGAUAGAAAUGACCUCCGUGAUGCUGAUAAUGGUUCCAAAGAAAGGCGAAAGGACUACUCAGCUGCUGGAAAGAGAAAGGAAGAGCGCCAGGCAAGUUUACCAAGACAAUCAAAGGAACAUGAUGAGCAUAAGAAGAGGGGAUCAUAUACUCCUGAUGAUAGAGAUGACCCCCGUGAUGCUGAUAAUGGUUCCAAAGAAAGGCGAAAUGAUUACUCAGCUUCCCGAAAGAGAAUGGAGGACUACAGGGCAAAAUCAUCAAGACAAUCAAAAGAACAUGGUGAUGAUAAGAAAAGGGGAUCGUGUACUCCUGAUGAUAGAAGCCACCGCUCCGAUGCUGAUAAUGGUUUGAGAGAAAGACAAGGUGACUUCUCAGCUUCCGGACAGAGAAAGGAAGAGUACCGGGGAAAAUCACCAAGACAGUUAAAGGAACAUGGUGACAAUAAGAAGAGGGGGUCAUAUACGCCUGCUGAUAGAAAUGACCUUGAUAAUGGUUGCAAUGAGAAGCUGGCAACACAUGACGGUAGCCGUAGCGCCUGCCCUGGCCGGAGGUCGCCGCGACCAUCUUAGUUCAGAGGACAAGACUCGUGCCUGCCCCAACGACUGAUGGGAUCAUGGAAGUGUAGGGAUGCAGUUCCUUGUGUGUGUAAGGCUGACUGGUGCUCAUGGGUUGAGCUAGCUGACUGGUGCUCAUGUGGCGGUAGUAUUUUAAGAAGUAAGAUGAGAAGCAAACCAUUUGCUGCCACCUGCUUGUGUCAUGUGGUGGUGGUAGCAAGCCCGAACUGCACAUUAGAUGUACUCAACUACUCCUUCCGUUCCAUAAUAUAAGAACGUUUUUGGAACUAGUCUAGUAUCAAAAACGUUCUAGUAUCAAAAACGUUUUUAUAUUAUGGGACAGGGGGCAUACAUUCUAAUGUUGGAUCUGUUGCUGUCGGGGCAGCAAAUGUUUGAGAGAAGCCUGGGCAUGCAUCGGACGUGAAGAGUGUAGGGAAAUCA